UUUUCCUUGUUUUUUUCUUGUUUUUCGCUAAUGGUGUGUUUGGUUUUGAGACCGAUGGCGUUAAGUCAAUAUCAGUGACGGAGGGAGAUUCCGUCAAUCUAGACACGUGUGUUGAUCAAGUACAGAAAGAAAAAAUACUGUGGACGUUUGAAAACACUAUCAUAGCUCAGAUCGACAAGGAUUCCCAAACGUUCUCCACAAAAGACGGAAAUGAUGGGAGGUUUAGAAACAGACUGGACUUAAACGCUGAAUCUGGAUCACUGACCAUUAGGAACAUCAGAACGAGCCACUCCGGAGUUUAUAAAGUGGAAAUGAAGAGCCCGAGCGGCUCCUCGAACAGGAGGUUCAAUGUGACUGUAAUAGGUGUGUUUGAUCCGGACUCAGAGAAAAUAAAGCCCGUAUCAGCAAAGGAGGGAGAAUCCGUCACUCUAAACACUAACUUUAAAGUACAGAAAGACUAUCUGAUCGUCUGGAAUUUUGGACGGGCUGCCAAAGACUGCGUAGAUAAUCCGCUUCACCACGUCCCGUGUCAAAGGGAUGUGACCGCCAUCGCUAAAAUCGAUGGAGAAACCGGUGAGGUCGCAUUAGAUCCCGGUGACGGCGAGAUGUUUAGCGACAGACUGAAAAUGGACAAAGUGACCGGAUCUCUGACCAUCACAGACAUCAGACCCAAACACGCGGGGUUUUAUAUGCUACAGAUCAGCAAUAACACCGGGACCAAAUACAGGAGAUUCAACGUCACCGUUAGUGAAAUUACGAAAUUCCACUCACAUGUAGUUUGGAUGCCAAUCGCUAUAGUGCUUUUGUUGAUGGUGACGGUUUGGUGUUUGGCUGUGGGCUUUAAAAACUGGCGCAACAGGAACUUUUUGUUGUUGAAACUGAGGUCGUAUAACUGCUGUCAGUCUACAGGGGCACAGGAACCGGAAUUAUUACCAAAAUCGGUGAUAGAGGGAGAACCUGUGACUCUCGACACGGAUCGAACUCUACUGCAGAGAGAUGAUGUGAUCGAGUGGAAGUUUGGAGGCAAAGUCAUCGCGAAAAUCAGCAGAGCAGCCGGUAAGAUCUGUCAGAAGACUUAUGAUGGUCCUGAAGAGAAGUUCAGAAACAGACUGGAGCUGGACUGUAAGACUGGAUCUCUGACUAUCACAAACACCAGAACCACAGACUCUGGAGAUUAUCAACUACAGAUCGCCACCAGUGGAAGAGUGGAAAUAUACCGAACAUUCAACGUUUCUGUCAGAGAUUCCAGUCGGAAUAUGCCUAACGAGUCAGCUGAGUCUCCUUUGAUGAGUAAAGAGAGAUGCAGCAGCUCCAAUAUGUAGUUGGUAUAAUGCUAUUAACGCUGAUGAGAAAUGUGUCAUAUAUGGUGUUAUUUGCCUAUACAAUGUUUCACACUUAUUAUGAAUGACCAAGAACUUGCUAACUGUACUGUAUACAUUAUAUGUGCAUCACAACAGUGUUUUUUUUUCUGGCUGAUGUGCUUAUUCCUGAAAAUAUUCACUAUAUAAAGU
This is a messenger RNA of Carassius auratus (goldfish), 1511 nucleotides long. RefSeq lists its product as uncharacterized. The coding region runs from base 312 to 1322 and encodes 336 amino acids. Lineage: Eukaryota; Metazoa; Chordata; Actinopteri; Cypriniformes; Cyprinidae. The record is from RefSeq and is a predicted model, not a curated record. The transcript has 7 exons.